AUGGAUUCUUCCAAGAGCCCAACAGACCACAGGGUCUCCAUCGACAAAAAUGUACAAAGCGAUGUGACGGUGGAUGAGUACGAAGCAUUUUUACAACUUAGUGAGCGAUUUCUCACUGAUCGACGAAAAGCCCUAUUGAGAAAGAUUGAGCUGACUCGCAUAGGAAAUGCAAAAUCAUUCGGUGCUCUUGAUGACCUAGGAAUCGAUGGACAACAAUGA
This is a messenger RNA of Penicillium malachiteum, 219 nucleotides long. RefSeq names its product MFS general substrate transporter. The record is from RefSeq and is a predicted model, not a curated record. The transcript has 2 exons. The coding region runs from base 1 to 219 and encodes 72 amino acids. Lineage: Eukaryota; Fungi; Ascomycota; Eurotiomycetes; Eurotiales; Aspergillaceae.